Strongylocentrotus purpuratus (purple sea urchin) is the source of this 1593-nucleotide messenger RNA. Its product is annotated as amidase. The annotation marks the transcript as partial. Lineage: Eukaryota; Metazoa; Echinodermata; Echinoidea; Camarodonta; Strongylocentrotidae. Gene Ontology annotation, molecular function: catalytic activity. The transcript is spliced from 10 exons. The record is from RefSeq and is a predicted model, not a curated record.
AAUGCCGUUUUGACUUUAUGCAUUGUAAUAAUUAUCCACCCGAUACAUACCACAGGCCUAUAUGGCACUGAAUGGGGCUACCCUGUUUGUGGUUUUAGCGAAGACUGAGUGAAUACAUAAAUCAAUAACGCGGGAGAAGUAUUAGCAAUACAAAGGCUGCAUGUGUCGGAUGAACAAGUCCCAACAGAAUUCGUGCGCUAUGGUAUAGGCCUACUAACGAAUUUGAAAGGAAGCCAAUAAAUAAACGGGGUCGUGAAAUCAAGUUCUUUAGUACAGCAUCAUUUGCAAUUAGAGAUGACUACCGCUGACAAAAGAGAAGAUCCUAUAUAUGUUUCCCCGAUGGUGACGGGACCGACGGUAAAGGAACUAGAGGACAUCUCCGCCGAGCUCAAUCUCGGAUUGGAAGGGAGUACCGUACUCAAAGAAUAUCAGUCAGUCAUCAACGACUCCUUGGAGAUGGUGAACCAACUCGAUGACCUGGUCGAACCCAGUCUACCGGUGAAGUAUCCACGAACUCCGGGUUACCGACCUACAAGGGAAGAGAACCCUCACAAUGCAUGGUACUACAAAUGCAGAAUCACAGGAGCAGACAAUGGGAACUUAUCAGGAAAGCGUAUUGCAAUCAAGGACUCUAUUGCUGUAGCGGGAAUCCCGAUGACGAUCGGAUUCAGUGGUCUUGAAGGAUACGUUCCCGAUUUUGAUGCUACAGUGGUCACGUGGGUGUUAGACGAAGGGGGAAUCAUUCUUGGGAAAGCGACAUGCGAAGAAUUGUGUAAUUCAGCGAACAGCUAUACAAGUGGAACAGGACCAGUCACGAAUCCCCUUAACCCACGUCACUGCGCUGGCGGGUCAAGCUCGGGAUGUGCAGUGUUGGUGGCAACAAAUGAAGUGGACAUGGCAAUCGGGGGUGAUCAAGGCGGAUCGGUUCGGAUACCGGCUAGUUGGUGUGGAUUGGUUGGUUUAAAAGCGACCUUUGGUUUGAUACCGUAUACAGGGGCGCUAUCCGGGGAGUUUGUCGUUGAUCACUUGGGACCAAUGGCGAGGACUGUUAAAGACUGUGCUCUGCUGUUAGAGGUAAUCGCCGGGUAUGAUAACGGGAACGAUGCCAGGCAACCAAAUGAUUUGAAAACGCCCUCUUAUUCACAACAGUUGGAGGAGCUUGAUCCGAAAUCAAUUCGAAUGGCCGUUUUGAAGGAAGGUUUCGGUAGUCCAGGAUCUGAUCCAGAAGUUGAUCGUCUGGUUCGAGAAACAAUCGACACGUUUGCUUCAUCAAGUGGGGCUCAUGUUCAAGAAGUCUCUAUUCCUUUACACAAAUCAAGUAUAGCCAUUGGUACUGUUAUUGGAGACAUUGGUGGAGUCGACAUGACAUAUAACACGGCAGGUGUUGGAUUGCAUCACACAGGAUACUAUGCUACUAGUAUGAUGAGGGAUGUUGGAGCUCGCCUUAAACACAAUACUAAGAACCUUCAUCCCAUAAAUAAAGCCCAUCUAAUAGAAGGCACUUUCUUGAAGAAGAAUUAUUGUCAUUUGUACGGCAAGGCUCAGAAUCUGAAGAGGCAACUCGAAAAGAAAUUUGAUGAUGUCUUGGUAGAU